AUGGUGGAGAUCGCUUCGAGCUCGCAGGAUUCCCUGCUCGCAAAGGUUGUGCUGGUCACGGGCUGCAGCAGCGGGCUGGGCCAGGCCUUGGCCACGUGCCUGCACUCACAGACCACACCCGAUGGGCGCACGCUGUACAAGGUGUACGCGACCGCGCGCCGCCUGAAAACCCUCGAGCCCCUGGCAGACCUGGGCAUAUCCACGCUGGCGCUGGACGUGGGGAGCGAGGCCAGCGUAAAGGAGGCGGUGGCGACGGUGCUGUCCCAAGAGGAGCGCCUCGACGUGCUCGUCAACAAUGCCGGCAUCAGCAAAUUCGGUCCCCUGGCCGAGCAGCCCCUGUCCGAAGUGACCGCCGUCUUCGACACCAACGUCAUGGGCGUGUUGCGCAUGACACAGGCCGUGGUCCCCUCCAUGGCUGCCCGCGGCGGCGGGCUGGUGGUGAACAUCGGCUCCGUCUCCGCCUGGCUCGCGACGCCCUACGCCGGCGCCUACAGCGCCAGCAAGGCUGCCCUGCAUGCCCUCUCCGACUCGCUGCGGCUGGAGCUGCGGCCCUUUAACAUCCAGGUGACCACCGUCACUGCGGGGGCAAUCACCUCCAGCUUCUCCAACAAUGCGGAGGCGGGCCAGAGCGGGGAGCGGUAUGAACGCCCGGGGAGCCUCUACCGCGCGCACGCCCCCUCCAUCCGCGCCCGCGCCCGCAUGUCUCAGAACUCCAAGGGCGUGCAGCCCGCGUCCCAGGUCGCGGCGCGCAUCGCCGGCGUCAUCAACGCCGCCACCGCGCCGGGCGCGAAGCCGCCACCCGCCUGGUUCCUGGCAGCGGGCGGGGCGCUCAAGCUCUGGGUCCUAGGCCUGCUGCAGAAGGUGCUGGGCAGGGCCCUGGACAGCACCAUUGCCGGGCAGUUUGGGCUGGCGUGA
Auxenochlorella protothecoides is the source of this 915-nucleotide messenger RNA. Its product is annotated as Estradiol 17-beta-dehydrogenase 1. The transcript is spliced from 3 exons. Gene Ontology annotation, cellular component: endoplasmic reticulum. The coding region runs from base 1 to 915 and encodes 304 amino acids. The record is from RefSeq and is a predicted model, not a curated record. Gene Ontology annotation, molecular function: oxidoreductase activity. Lineage: Eukaryota; Viridiplantae; Chlorophyta; Trebouxiophyceae; Chlorellales; Chlorellaceae.